Molecule: messenger RNA, 828 nt
Organism: Callorhinus ursinus (northern fur seal)
Lineage: Eukaryota; Metazoa; Chordata; Mammalia; Carnivora; Otariidae
Source: RefSeq, a predicted model, not a curated record
AUGGCCCGCCCGCCGCCCGUCGCCCACCACCGGCCGCCCGCCGCCCGCCGCCCGCCAACCAACGGCGCCUCCCGUGCCACGCCCUCGGCGCAGGCCCCGCCCCCGGCCCCGCAACGGACAGCUGCUGGCCCCGCCCACGAGCCGCCCCGCCCAGGGGAGGCUUCGGCCCCGCCCUCAGGCCGCGCCCCACGCAUGCGCCCACGGCACGCGCUAGCUCCUCCUUCCGGGCUGGCCCAGGCGGGAGGACCGGCUCCGCGUUGCCGGCACUGCGCAAGCUCCGCCCCCGGCCUGGAGCCGCUGGCACCAGCCAAUGGUGUCCCGGCCCGUUUCCGGUUGCCAGACCUCGCCCCACCCCGGCUCGGCUUCCGGGGAGGCCCGGGCCGGCAGCGGAAGUACCUCUGUCGGGGCGGGCGGCGCCCUCUGUUGCUCCACGGCUGCGGAGGGGACCGGGCGGCGGACGCUGGACGCCGGACAGCCGCGAGCGCCGCCCGGCCGGUUGGGCGUGAGACCGCAGCCGCGUCCUUCCUCCCGCCCCCACCACUCGUGGGGUUCGGGGCUCGUAGCGCACUCCACAGGCUCAGCCCGGAGGGACAGCGACGGUCGCCGCCCCGGCCGACAGCGGGGCAGCGCCCCGCAGCCUCCCCGGAAGUCCCCGUGGACCUGCUGAGGACUGGCUGCGGCCGCGCGUGUUCGUGGCCGCCUGUCGGGGUCCGUUCUCAGAACGCACUGAGUCAGUCUGCUGGUUACGGGCACCACGCCCCGCAGCACCCUCUUCGCGCCAUGCCCCCCACGCGGCGCGUCCCCUCUCGCUCACCCCAGCGGAGCUGA